Molecule: messenger RNA, 851 nt
Organism: Erythranthe guttata (spotted monkey flower)
Lineage: Eukaryota; Viridiplantae; Streptophyta; Magnoliopsida; Lamiales; Phrymaceae
Product: protein DMP7
Biological process (GO): endomembrane system organization
Source: RefSeq, a predicted model, not a curated record
AACCUCUAAUUUUGAACUGCCUUUUUUAUGAUCAUUUAAUUAACAAAGGGAAAAACAAAAACAAAAAAAACAAAAAUAAUUUGUUUUUUUUUUUUUUGUAAAAUCAAGAAUGGACAUGGUAGAGGAAGCCCUCCAACUACCCCUCCUCGCGGACGAAUCGCCGACGUCAUCGAAACCGACGAAAACUCCAGCGCAAAAGGCCGUCCGGAAGGCGUUCAAAGGUACGGCCCACCUCUCGAACCUCCCACCGACGGGGUCCGUCCUCACCUUCCAAAUCCUCUCCCCGGUUUUCACGCACGAGGGCAAAUGCAAAUCGUUCGUAAGCCAAUCGACCACCCUCUUCCUCCUCGGCCUAUGCUCCGUCUCGUGCUUCCUCCUCUGCUUCACCGACAGCUUCCGCGACGAGCGCGGCAAGGUCCGGUACGGCCUCGCCACCUUCCGCGGCCUCUGGAUCAUCGACGGCGGGGGGCCCGCCGCCCCCGCCAUGGCGCCGGAGGAGGCGGCCAAGUACCGCCUAGGGUUUGGCGAUUUCUUCCACGCGUUGAUGUCGGUUAUGGUUUUCGCUGCGGUGGCUAUGUUCGAUCAGAAUGUGAUCAAUUGCUUCUAUCCGGAACCUUCCGAGGAGGCUCUCGAGAUCCUGACGGCUUUGCCGGUGACCGUGGGGGUGAUUUGUAGCAUUUUGUUCGUUAUUUUUCCGACUAGGCGGCACGGAAUCGGCUUCCCUCUUUCGCGGAAUUAGUUGCAUCGUCGAUUUGUUCUUCUUUUUUCAUGCAUUGUUUUUUUAAAGGAUCAUCUUCCAUUGUAUUAUGAUGAUGCAUCAUAUUAUAUUUUAAUUCAUUGGAUGUUUGAAA